Molecule: messenger RNA, 1395 nt
Organism: Suillus plorans
Lineage: Eukaryota; Fungi; Basidiomycota; Agaricomycetes; Boletales; Suillaceae
Product: beta-lactamase-like protein
Exons: 3
Coding region: 380-1285 (301 amino acids)
Source: RefSeq, a predicted model, not a curated record
CAUCUUUCUCCACUGGCAAGAUCAUUCAUUCCCCCGAUCUCUGCUUCAUUUUCUCCCUGGUCUCUGGUGGACUUGCUUCCAGCUUACCGCUUCAUCUCCCUCAUUAUGACUGCUUGUCCUAUGUACCACCCUUCCCUUGGUCAUAGGGUGGUAGGGACUUCGCGCUCUUCGCAACUCAACUAAUUGAACAUUGAACAGUUUGUGAUUGGGGUUCCUGGUCUAGCGUCAAACAGGCUACUAGUGUAACGUGUUAUGCCGUCAAGUUUGGACUUGUAGAGACACGGCGAUUUCGCUGACACCGUCAGCUAACGUCAUCUCUUGCUUAUAAGGCACGUUGGAGUCUUGAUUCUGCUUCGUCCUAACUUGGUCUUUAAUACCAAUGUCCGGAGAAACGCUUUCACUUCCCGCUCCAUCUGAUGAACAGGCGUACAUGUAUGUAUCUGCCCUUGAAGGUGGACACAUGAACGUUCCUUUGGACUUAAUUCUUGCUGGUGAUCAACCGGACGAACCGAUAGUUUGCCCCUCGCUUGCAUUCUUCCUACGUCACUCGAAGAGCAAUAAACGAGUCGUCUUCGAUCUAGGUAUUCGCAGAGACAUAAAAGAGUUUGCGCCUGCUGCAACAGAAAGGUUCUUGCCUACUGUAAAUCAGACGGUGGCAGAGUCUUUGGAGGCGGGUGGUGUUCAACCCUCCUCCGUUGACGUGGUAGUCUUGAGUCACCUCCAUUGGGAUCACGUCGGAGAUCCCUCCCUAUUUACUACAGCCGAGUUUGUGCUCGGGGAAGGAUCGAAGAAAGCUUUAGCGGACCCUGGCUCCUGCCACAAUCCUGCAGCCUUUACAUCUGUUCGUGUGCCGGAAGACCGUUUACGUUUCAUCACAACUUUGGACCUAAACGUGGCAAUUGGUCCCUACCCUUGCGCAAUGGAUAUCUUCGGUGAUGGCAGCAUGUAUAUCAUUGAUGCAUCAGGGCAUGUUGCCGGGCAUAUUAACAUUCUUGCGCGCACUUCCCAAGAUGGUGCUUGGAUCUUGCUAGGUGCGGAUUCGGCUCAUCACCCUGAUCUUAUCACGGGGAAAAUGCAGAUUGCGUACCGUGUCGACCCGAAUACGUGCUCGGUGAUGUGUGUGCACGAAGAUAAGGAAGCCGCAGAGGAGAAUAUUCGUAGAAUGAGGUCACUGUUAGAGGUCCCGAGGGUGCAGGUUCUGAUUUCACAUGAUAUAUACUGGUAUCAAGAAAACAAGAACAAAGACGUCUUCUUACCGCACGUAAUACCGCCGCUCGUACAGUGAUGGAUAGUGGAUGACUCCUGUAGUACUCGCACCAAAACGUGCGAGCACACCUUCACAUUGAGAAACAAAUGAGUCUCGCUUGUCACGGAAGAAUCUGCGUAGUACAGAAC